AUGGUGGGCAUCACCUCGCACAUCAUGGCGGCGGUGCUGGCCUGCGGUUCCCGGAGACACGCGCUCGGGUUGGAAGGUGGGGUGAAUGCCGGGUCGGCUAGCGCACCUUAUUCUGCACCCUUGCGCCCGCCUCGGGAACUGCACGUGGCACCUCCUCCCCCGCCUCCCACUCAGACGAUUACGCGGCCGGGAGGGCUCCCCCGGCGGGCUAGGCUAAUGGUUCGCUCCGCCCCGCCCACACAGAGGCCGCCCACUGACUUUUGCGCAGGAAGGGGGCUUGGCCUCCGCCCUCAGAAUCUCUGAAGGGUAGGGGGAGUUGUCUUAAGUUCUGACCCAGCGCUCAGACCCAGACCGGGUCCCAGCCUCCAACCUGGACUUGCCGCUAGGAAGCCGGCCAGCCUCUGCCUUCGGACCUGGGGAAAAGUCUCAAGCUCCGCUCUCAGACUCUGA
This is a messenger RNA of Physeter macrocephalus (sperm whale), 450 nucleotides long. RefSeq names its product chromosome 17 C19orf73 homolog (gene C17H19orf73). The record is from RefSeq and is a predicted model, not a curated record. Lineage: Eukaryota; Metazoa; Chordata; Mammalia; Artiodactyla; Physeteridae.